This is a messenger RNA of Gavia stellata (red-throated loon), 1359 nucleotides long. RefSeq names its product D(1) dopamine receptor. Lineage: Eukaryota; Metazoa; Chordata; Aves; Gaviiformes; Gaviidae. Gene Ontology annotation, biological process: adenylate cyclase-activating adrenergic receptor signaling pathway; vasodilation. Bases 1 to 1359 code for a protein of 452 amino acids. Gene Ontology annotation, cellular component: plasma membrane. The transcript has a single exon. The record is from RefSeq and is a predicted model, not a curated record. Gene Ontology annotation, molecular function: dopamine neurotransmitter receptor activity; G protein-coupled receptor activity.
AUGGAUGGUUUUUACUCCUCUGCAGAAGGAGAUGGGCAGGAUGUGAUCAAUGACACCAGCAGUAGGAAGAGCUGGGCAGAGGAAGGCAACUCCGAGUUGUCCUCCCGUGUGGCGACAGCUGCCUUCCUUUUCCUUCUCAUCCUCUCCACGCUCCUGGGCAACACCCUGGUGUGUGUGGCUGUGGUCAAGUUCAGACACUUGCGCUCGAAGGUCACCAAUUUCUUCGUUAUCUCCUUGGCAGUGUCUGACCUCUUUGUGGCUGUACUCGUGAUGCCCUGGAAGGCUGCCACCGAGGUGGCGGGGUUCUGGCCCUUUGGGGCUUUCUGUGAUGUUUGGGUGGCUUUUGAUAUCAUGUGCUCCACAGCCUCUAUCCUCAAUUUGUGCAUCAUCAGCGUGGACCGUUACUGGGCUAUUUCCAACCCCUUCCGCUAUGAGAGGAAGAUGACACAGCGUGUGGCUUUCAUCAUGAUCGGAGUGGCUUGGCUACUGUCCCUUUUGAUUUCCUUCAUCCCUGUGCAGCUGAAGUGGCACAAGGAUCAUGAGCUCCUUAGCCAACAGGAGCCAGGUUUUAACGUCACCGGGGGGGAGAACUGUGAUUCCAGCCUCAACAGGACUUACGCCAUCUCAUCUUCUCUCAUUAGCUUCUACAUCCCUGUUGCCAUCAUGAUUGUGACGUACACCUGCAUCUUCCGCAUUGCCCAGCAGCAGAUCCGUAGGAUCUCCUCUCUGGAGAGGGCGGUGGAACAUGCCCAAAACUGCCACAGCAGCGACUGCCCUCACGAGGCCUCCCUGAAGAACUCCUUCAAGAAGGAGACCAAGGUCCUCAAGACCCUCUCCAUCAUCAUGGGCAUCUUUGUCUUCUGCUGGCUGCCCUUCUUCGUGCUGAACUGCAUGGUGCCCUUCUGUAAUCUUGACCUACACGAGCCAGGAGAGCUACCUUGUGUCAGCGAGACUGUCUUCAAUGUCUUCGUCUGGUUCGGGUGGGCCAACUCUUCCCUCAAUCCUAUCAUCUAUGCCUUCAAUGCAGACUUCUGGAGAGCUUUUGCAGCCAUCUUGGGCUGUGGCUGCCUUUGUCCCAGCAAUGCAGUGGAGACCGUGAACUUCAGCAAUGAGCUGGUCUCCUACCACCAUGACACCACGUACCAGAAGGAAGUGGUGACCCUCAGCUACCCCCAGCUUCUGCCCCAUGCUGCUCUGCAGAUGGAAAACGAGGCAUCCUUUGACAAGGUUUCUCAGGUCUCCGAGCCCUCUCACAACACCUGCCCUGCAGAUGCCUUGCCUGCAGUGAUGCACGUGGAGUGUGAAAUGUCUGUCUCGCUGGAGAAGAUUACACCUUUCACCAGCAAUGCCUUCGCUUGA